This is a messenger RNA of Rhodamnia argentea, 1965 nucleotides long. Its product is annotated as protein Brevis radix-like 4. The record is from RefSeq and is a predicted model, not a curated record. NCBI's taxonomy places the organism in Eukaryota, Viridiplantae, Streptophyta, Magnoliopsida, Myrtales, Myrtaceae. The transcript has 7 exons. The coding region runs from base 454 to 1581 and encodes 375 amino acids.
CACCACUCAUCACCGCCCCUGCCUGUUGUCGACGACGAACGACGACGACGACGAAGAAAAAGGAGAUGACGAGGACGAAGAUGAAGACUCCAUGACUGCGAACCCCUCGAGAAACGAAGCUCUAGCUCUUCAGUUCCGCUCGCAACUACUUUCGACUCCUCCUCCUCCUCCGCGAUGAUGACGGCGAUGGUUCGCUGAGAGAAUCUCCGGUCGAGUGAUUGGAGGUCGCAUUUAAGAAAGCAUCCUCGUUCUCCGUGCAUUAAAGCUCAAGCCAACCAACACAUCCGCAAGAAUUCGGGAUCCUCAGAUUCUCACCGUUUUCUGUAUUCAAUUCAAUCGCCUAGAAUCGCUCCCUUCGCAAUUACGAUCCCGCGGCUACGGGACUGCUCCGCGUCAUCAGCGAGCCUACUGUUUCGAGAGAUAUCUCGCGGUUUGAGCUGAAGGAAGGGGAAGAUGCUGACGUGCAUAGCUCGCUCGAAGCAGCCCGGCGACGACUCGCUGAGUCAGCCUGAGAACGCCGCCGAUUCCACCUCCGCCAUCGGCCCUAAGAACCAAUCCAUCAAGUCUCUCACUUCUCAGCUUAAGGACAUGGCGCUCAAGGCCUCCGGGGCGUACAGGCACUGCAGUCCCUGCACGACGGGGUCGUCGGCUGGGGGUCAGAGCCGGCUCAGGAACUCGAGCGAGUCGGACGCGGACUCGGACCGGUUCCGGUGGUCGUACAGGCGGCAGGGGAGCUCGAGCUCGAACACGCCCAAGCCGUGGGGGAAGGCGGAGCUGGAGGCGAGGCUGAAGGGGAUAUCGAGCGGCGAGGCGACGCCCAAGUCCGCGAGCGGGCGCCGCGAGCCGGUGGUGUUCGUGGAGGAGAGCGAGCCCAAGGAGUGGGUGGCUCAGGUCGAGCCCGGUGUCCUGAUCACGUUCGUGUCACUUCCCCGCGGCGGGAACGAUCUCAAGCGGAUACGGUUCAGCCGAGACAUGUUCAACAAAUAUCAAGCUCAAAGAUGGUGGACAGAGAAUUAUGACAGGGUCAUGGAACUAUACAAUGUCCAGAGGCUUAACCGCCAAGCCUUUCCACUUCCAACCCCCCCAAGGUCUGAAGAUGAGAGCUCAAAAAUAGAAUCUGUGCAAGACAGCCCUGUAACUCCACCACUCACAAAGGAACGUCUACCGCGAAAUUUGUAUCGUCCACCAGGAGUGGCAAUGGGUUAUUCCUCCUCAGAUUCUCUUGAUCACCACCCUGGACUGCCACGCCCUUGUCGUGACUCUACUGGUGUCGCAUCUACCCCAAAACUCUCCAGCAUCAGUGGUGCCAAGACAGAAACUUCAUCUAUUGAUGCCUCAAUGAGAAGUAGUUCUUCAAGGGAUGCAGAUCGUUCAGGAGAGCUGUCGUUCAGCAAUGCUAGUGAUCUUGAAACUGAAUGGGUCGAACAAGAUGAACCGGGAGUUUAUAUAACGAUUAGAGCAUUGCCAAGUGGUAAAAGAGAGCUCAGACGAGUCAGAUUCAGUCGAGAAAGAUUCGGGGAGAUGCAUGCUCGAGUAUGGUGGGAAGAAAAUAGAGCGAGGAUCCACGAACAGUACUUGUAACUGAAAGCACAAAGGCAAUGGUCACAGUUCCAGAGGUUACCACUUGUUCCUUUUUGCCGGUUUUUUCUUUUCACUUAUUCUACCAUGUUGCUUCUGAAACCUAUUCAAAUGUAUAUCUUAAAGGGUGUCAUACAGGCACCUCUAGGCAUGUGGAGCUACCAAAAUCUUUUGUGAGCUACCACUUCUUUUGGAGCUCACUCCUUGUGAUGCUCCAGAGAUAUUAGCACGGGAUGCGGGUCAUGAACAAAAAUUUUGUUUAUGUUAAUUAUCCUUCAGUCCUGGGUAGGUCUUUCGUUUAUUGUGGGGUUAUCAUCAGUAUACAAAGUUUCAAGUCGGCUCAUUAAUGUAUUACACAAAGUAGCACAAGUUUUCCAUCUCCUUUCA